AUGGGAAAACCAGCAGGAAACAACCGCAAGAGAAUGACCCCUGAAUCAACCACUUCUUCUCCUCCAACGACGCCCCCAUCAUCGCCGGUAUUCACCUCACCCGGUUCACCCUCAUCGCCACCGGUAUUCACCUCACCCGGUUCUCCCUCACCGCCACCGGUAUUCACCUCACCCAGUUCUCCCCCACGGCUAUUCGCCUCAUCCGGUUCUCCCCCACCACCACCGCUAUUCACCUCACCUGGUUUUCCCAUACCCCCACCACCACCACUUGUCCCCGACGAAGACAUAUUCGGAGCACUCUCUCCAUUUUCCGCCGAACCUUCUCAAGCACAACCAGAACCCUUGGCCGUUAUUAUCCCUCGCAAUCCAGUUAUUCAAGACUGGGUCUCUUAUUCUUCUUUGGAAUGGUUCGAGAAAUACCGACCUCCAUUACCCUCUCCCGAUUCCAAAAAAGAUGGUUUCCUCAGGUACACCACUAUUCGCCGACGCUACCCUUCUCCGGAACCCCCCUCUUAUGAUACUUACAGGGAACCCUUCUUUCCCUCCAUCGCUGAAACAACAGAUGCCACGUCAUCACCUUCCUCCAAAUUGGGAGCCGGCAUUCGUAAUCUUGGAAAUACGUGCUUCCUCGCUUCUAUUCUUCAGUGCUUUACACACACUGUCCCACUGGUCCACGCGCUUCGUUCUUCCACCCAUGAAUCUUGUGGUUCGGGCGCUUUCUGCGUGGCAUGUGCUCUACGCGAGCUCGUUGAUGCUUCCUUGGCGUCCUCCGGUGGAUCGGUUUCUCCAAGAAAGUUUGUUCGCAAUUUGAACAAUAUUUCAGAUUCUUUUAAAGGCUCAGAGCAGCAGGACGCACACGAGUUUAUGCAGGGUGUGUUAGAUAAACUACGAAGAUGUUUCGCUGACAGAGAAGAUAACAUUGUUGAAAAUAUAUUUGGAGGUCGUCUUAUUAGCAAUCUUCGCUGCUGUAACUGUGGCCACUCUUCUGAUACUUAUGAGCCAGUGCUUGACUUGAGUUUAGAGAUAGAAAAUGUUACUACCCUUCUGCUUGCUCUGGAAUCUUUCACUAAGGUUGAAAAGAUUAAUGAGAAUUUUAAAUGCGAUGUCUGUGGGGAAAAGUUGUCAACGGAGAAGCGGCUUUUGUUGGAUCAAACACCUUUAGUUGCAGCAUUGCAUUUGAAGAGAUUUAACAAAGAUGUUCAGAAGAUAACUAAUCAUGUUAUUUUCACUUUGGAGUUGGACUUGCAGCCUUAUACCUCCGGUAUUAGCAAUGAUGAUAAUGUGCCUUUGAAAUAUGAUUUAUAUGCAGUUGUUGUGCAUGUUGGACCUUCUUAUAACUCCGGACAUUACUUUUGCUUUGUUCGAUCUGCCCCUGACAUGUGGCAUAAGAUGAAUGACUCAAAGGUUAAGUGUGUCCCAAGUGAUGUAGUGCUGAGUCAAGAGGCAUAUAUAUUGUUUUAUGCACGAAAGGGUACACCAUGGUUUUCGAGUAUUAUGGAGGAAGAGAAGGCAAAGGCUAUGCCAGUUGCAGAGUCUAAACUCGAUUUUAAAGAUAAACAAGACGAUGAUGAUCGUAUAGAAGAAGAGAAGGCAAAGGCGAUUCCAGUUGCAGACUCUAAACCUGAUUAUAAAUAUAAACAAGACGAUGAUGAUGGUAUGGAAGAAGAAAAGGCAAAGGCGAUGCCAGUUGCAGACUCUAAACUCGAUUUUAAAGAUAAACAAGGUGAUGGUGAUAGUAUGGAAGAAGAUAAGGCAAAGGCAAUGCCAGUUACAGACUCUAAACUCGAUUUUAAAGAUAAACAAGAUGAUGGUGAUCGUAUCGAAGAAGAAAAAGCAAAGGCAAUGCUAGUUGCAGAAGCUAAACUCGAUUCUGCAGAUAAACAAGAUGAUGGUGAUAGUACGGAAGAAGAAAAAGCAAAGGCGAUUCCAGUUAAAGACUCUAAACUCGAUUCUGCAGAUAAACAAGAUGAUGAUGAUGGUAUGGAGGAAGAAAAAGCAAAGGCGAUGUCUGUUAAAGACUCAAAACUCGAUUCUGCAGAUAAACAAGAUGAUGAUGGUGUGGAAGAAGAAAAAGCAAAGGCGAUGCCAGUUAAAGACUCUAAACUCCAUUAUGCAGAUAAACAAGAUGAUGAUGAUCGUAUGGAAGAAGAAAAGAAAAUCUGCAGUGAGCUUGGAGAAUCUAGUUACUCCCAGGAAUGA
Molecule: messenger RNA, 2199 nt
Organism: Abrus precatorius (Indian licorice)
Lineage: Eukaryota; Viridiplantae; Streptophyta; Magnoliopsida; Fabales; Fabaceae
Product: ubiquitin carboxyl-terminal hydrolase 21-like
Exons: 7
Coding region: 1-2199 (732 amino acids)
Biological process (GO): protein deubiquitination
Cellular component (GO): nucleus; cytosol
Molecular function (GO): cysteine-type deubiquitinase activity; cysteine-type endopeptidase activity
Source: RefSeq, a predicted model, not a curated record